AUGGCGAAAGCAGACCUGGCAGUCGCCGGCUUCACCAUCACCUCGGAGAGAGAAAAAGUGAUUGAUUUCUCCAAGCCCUUCAUGACUCUGGGGAUCAGCAUCCUGUACCGGAAACCUCAUGGUCGUAAACCGGGAUACUUCUCCUUCCUGGACCCGUUCUCUCCAGCCGUCUGGCUCUUCAUGCUGCUGGCGUACCUGGCCGUCAGCUGUGUCCUCUUCCUCGCCGCCAGGCUCAGUCCCUACGAGUGGUACAACCCGUACCCGUGUUUCCGGGAGCGCCGGGACAUCCUGGAGAACCAGUACACGCUGGGGAACAGCCUGUGGUUCCCGGUGGGCGGCUUCAUGCAGCAGGGCUCCGAGAUCAUGCCCCGCGCGCUCUCCACGCGCUGCGUCAGCGGAGUCUGGUGGGCCUUCACGCUCAUCAUCAUCUCCUCUUACACGGCCAACCUGGCGGCGUUUCUCACCGUCCAAAGGAUGGAGGUUCCCAUCGAGUCUCCGGACGACCUGGCCGACCAAACCAACAUCCAGUACGGAACCAUCCACGGAGGAUCCACCAUGACCUUCUUCAUGAAUUCGCGGUACCAGACGUACCAGCGGAUGUGGAACUACAUGAAUUCCAAGCAGCCGAGUGUGUUUGUGAAGAGCACUGAGGAGGGCAUCGCCCGCGUCCUCAACUCCAAGUAUGCGUUCCUGAUGGAGAGCACGAUGAACGAGUACUACCGCAGUCUCAACUGCAACCUCACGCAGAUCGGAGGACUCCUGGACACCAAGGGAUACGGCAUCGGCAUGCCCCUGGGCUCUCCGUACAGGGACGAGAUCACGCUGGGGAUCCUGCAGAUGCAAGAAAGCAACAGGCUGGAGAUCCUGAAGAGACGCUGGUGGGAAGGAGGACAGUGUCCCAAAGAGGAGGAUCACCGAGCCAAAGGCCUCGGCAUGGAGAACAUUGGUGGGAUCUUCGUGGUCCUGAUUUGCGGCCUCAUCAUCGCUGUGUUUGUGGCCAUCAUGGAGUUUGUCUGGUCAACGCGCCGCAGCGCUGAGACGGACGAGGUCUCUGUCUGUCAGGAGAUGUUGACAGAGUUUCGAAACGCCGUCUCUUGUAAGAAGAAUUCUCGUUCGCGCCGGCGUCGGCCCCUGAGCAGCACCGGGACCGGAGUCCUGCGACACCCGUCCCGCCUGGCCCUGGCCGGCCCCCGGCCCAUCCGCCUGGUGCGUGAGAUGCGUCUCAGCAACGGGAAACUGUACAGCGGCGCGGGGCCGUUGACGGGAGGCCCGGCGGGGCUGGGCGGAGGCAUGGAGGGAGUACCUGACUUAGGCCCGGGCCCGCAGAGGCUCCUGGCGGACCCUUUAGGGGCCAACGCCACCACCAGCACCCUCCCCCUUCCUCCCCCUCCGGCCGCGGCCCUGGUGGCCCCGCCCGCCCUGCCGCGCAGCUUCCUGCAGAGCUGCAGCCACGUCCGCAUCUGCCAGGAGUGCCGGCGGAUCCAGAGCCUGCGGCCCGCCACGCUCACCCCUCCGCCGCCUCCCCCGCCGUCCUCCUCCCCUCCGGCGUCCUCCUGCUCCCGCAUCCCGCCGUCGGCGGUGACGCCGGGUCACCACCACCACCGCCACAACCCGCACCAUCACCACCACUACCACCACGGCUCCAUGUCGCUGCCUCGCCUCCCGCCGCCGCCCCCGCCCAUCCCCACGGACAGAGCCGACAGCGACGGGGGGCCGGCCAGCCCGCUGCAGGGUAAAAACAAACCGGCACCUCCGCCCAGGCCUUGUCCCCCCGCCAAAACGUCAACACACCCACUAAGUGACUUACUUGGGGGGCACGAUUGA
Messenger RNA from Cololabis saira (Pacific saury), 1824 nucleotides. Its product is annotated as glutamate receptor ionotropic, kainate 5-like. Gene Ontology annotation, biological process: monoatomic ion transport; modulation of chemical synaptic transmission; synaptic transmission, glutamatergic. The record is from RefSeq and is a predicted model, not a curated record. Gene Ontology annotation, molecular function: transmitter-gated monoatomic ion channel activity involved in regulation of postsynaptic membrane potential; kainate selective glutamate receptor activity. NCBI's taxonomy places the organism in Eukaryota, Metazoa, Chordata, Actinopteri, Beloniformes, Belonidae. The transcript has 10 exons. Gene Ontology annotation, cellular component: presynaptic membrane; kainate selective glutamate receptor complex; plasma membrane. The coding region runs from base 1 to 1824 and encodes 607 amino acids.